AUGGCGGAAGUAACGGGCCUGGUCGUAGGAACGAUAGGCCUGGCAGCGCUGUUCCAGACCUGCGUCGAGCUGUUUGAUUGCUUCGAAUUGGGCAGGAAUUAUGCUAGCGACUACCAAUUGGCAUGCACCAAGCUCGACCUGCUCCAGGCUCGAUUGUCACAUUGGGGAGGGGUGCUCAGCGUUGAUCUGCCAGGAUGUGAACACCCCGCACUUCGCCAGAACUGGCCUGACGAGCAGCACGUUAUCGCUCGCAGCCUCAACGGCAUCAAAGACAUCUUCCGUAAUGCAACAAUUUUGGCUGAGAAGUACAAGUCGAGUGCUCGCAGGGUCAAAAUACCAUCAAUACGAUCGCUCCAAAAACAGGAGAGCGCUGCUGCUAUCGGUGAGCCAGCGCAACUUAUCAGGCUGUCCAGGUGGUCCUUAAUCGGCAAGCGCACCCUGUGGGCCAUCCACGACAAGUCCAAAUUUGACGGCUUCAUCGAUGACCUGAGAUUCCUGAUCGAAAACCUCGAGAAGGUGCAAAUUCGCAUCACUAUGAGCGGCUCACGAUCGACUGCUCAGCGUAAGCCGACACCCAAAGCGACCAUGACGGAAGAGCCCGCUCGCGGUCGCUCAGGCGAUCGUGGUUCCACGAGCCAUGCUACUCCACCCCCCAAGACACAGGCAAAGACCGCUGGUAAGCCGUCUCCGAAAGAUGAUAUCAAGCGGCCGAUUGAGCCGGUUGGAAGGAAUUGUGGCCACGCAACCGUGGACAACGAUUUCACGAACAACAACCACUUUGAUGUAUACGGCAAUGUGGGGGAUUUGGGCGAGAAGGCGAAGAAACAUUUGUUUCGGAACAACACUUUCAAAAAUACUGGUGGCUUCUCGCUGCAUGGCGAUGCUGCUAGCGGCAAGGACCUUGCCGAGGUUCUGCGAUGUUAUAUGACAUCGUCAGACGCUGCAGACCGAGAUUCGGAGGCCAGCACCGAGACAUACUCAAGUGACGAGACAAUACAGGCUCCGCUCAGUCGGGGCAGCUUGCGGAGAGGCCAAAACUAG
Cyphellophora europaea CBS 101466 is the source of this 1041-nucleotide messenger RNA. RefSeq lists its product as uncharacterized. The transcript has a single exon. The record is from RefSeq and is a predicted model, not a curated record. The coding region runs from base 1 to 1041 and encodes 346 amino acids. NCBI's taxonomy places the organism in Eukaryota, Fungi, Ascomycota, Eurotiomycetes, Chaetothyriales, Cyphellophoraceae.